CUAAUGCCAUAAAACCACAGGCAUAACACUCAGAAGUCAGGCAAGCUAAGAUACCAUCACUGAGAGUAAAAGAGGAUACAUGACCUUCUACGGACACAUGGCUGGUAGGUGACAAAGUCAAGGCUUAAGACUAAGUCUUCCAGUCUCAAAACAGAUGUUCUUUUCACUACUACAUUAACUCCAGAAUGACAGGCAAUGUACUAAGUAACAUAAGAGAACUGGAUUAAAAACUGGGGAAGCCAGCUUCUAGAAUUGUUACUAACUCACUGUGUGGUCUUCAGCAAGUUGCUUCACCUUCCCCUCUCCAACUGUGUCCAUAUCUACAAGAUGAGCUUCAAGCUCUCAUUAUAUACAUUUUAGAGAAACCAUUAUUUCAAAAGCAGAAUAGUUUAAAACAAACAAACAAACAAAAAACCUUAAAAUGUCAGAACUAGAAGAGAUUUAAAAAAUCAUCUAGUUCUCAACCGGAAGUAGCUGUUAAACUGUAGAGGAAAUGAAUAGCUAUGUGUGAAAAUAUGCAGCUGUCUAGGCCUUGCUUCCAGAGAAUCUCACUCAGGUCCAGAAAUCUGUAUUUUUAACUAGAAUCCGAAUGGAGUCUGAUGUAAACAGUCUCCAUACUAUGUUAUGAAACAUAUUUAUCUAAGGAAGCUGAAGCCCAGAAUAACCAGCUAGUUAGCUGUAGCUAUAUGAAUUUUGUUGAGUACUUACUAUGUGCCACACACCGCUUAAUAGGAUAAAGACUAUUAUUAUCCCCACUUUACAGAUGAGGAAACUGAGAUACAAAGAGAUUUAUUAACUUGCCCAAGAACAUACACCUGGUAAGUGGCAGAGACAGGAUUCAAAGCAGGACAAAGCCUAUGUUCUUAACUACUAAGUUAUAAAAGCUGACAGUCCGGCCAGGAGACAGGAAUCCAGUUAUGCGGUUAAAAGGGUCUGACUAUAGCUUCUAGAAAACAUGGUUUAAUACCACAUUUUAAUAGCCCAAACAAUUUGAACCGCCAACAAAUUCAAUCAGGAGACAGAGAUCCAGGUACAAGGUUAAAAGAAUUUGGGUAUAGCAUGGUUUAAUACCACAUACAAAUUUUAAAAGCCAAAACAAAUUAAGAAAGUAAUUUUUCUUUAUAGCCUGCUAUGUAGAGCAAAAUGCUUUGAGCAAAAUAACUUACUGCAAUGAUCUAAGUUAUUCUGUGAUGAAGGCUGGAAGAUUAUAUUUACAUACCCAUUUUUAAGAUCAGGAAACUAGAAUUGCUUUGUUCUUAAAGUCAGUUUCAUAGAAGCAAAAAUUCACAUCUGCUUAGGGAAAGCCAUAAGCAUAUUUGCAUCUCUAUUCAUUUCUUUAUGGCAAGUGAAACUACAGCUGUAGGAAAUAAAAUUAAAAACCCUCUACAAAAUCAAGGCAAAUCAAGUUAAAGAGAUUGUACGGUAACAGCCUCUUCCCACAGAGCAAUAGCUCUAUUCAUUCCAAUUCUGCUCCACUGAAAAUAACGGUUCCCCCCCAUAUUCUCUUCCACAGUACUGUUUCCAGACAAAUAAAGGCACUACCCUCUAAGGCUGUUUCUGAAGAUGGAGGUGGCAGACCUGAAGUUUUUUCUCUGCUAAAUUCAAUACUGCAAAUACUUAUUCUGUUAAUUACUAUAGAGAACUAUAAGAAUCUCUCAUGGGAAACUGGACAAAUACAAAUUGGUAUAACAAUACAAGACAGUAUGUCACAUUAAGUGACAGCUUAAUUUCAUGUGCCAUAAGAGCUAGAGAAUUCAGAAGGGGAACAAUUCAAUGUAAGGCAGAAAUGAAGUUUUUGAGGAAAAAGUACCUAACAGCUCUUGACUUAUUUUCGACUUUACUUUUUGGUUAAUUCUGCCAAGUGCUCCUUUGUGAGGCCUUUUUAUCUAUUUCUGCUAUUCCAGUUGGGAGUUCUCAUCACCUUGUCAUUUCAUUUUUAUAGCCCUUCAGAAAGAACAUUUACCAAUAUUAUACAAUUUAAUAUUUACAAGUCUGUAAUACAUAUAUAUGGGCUUCCAUAUUGUUUACAUAAGAAAUUUAAGUUCACUAAUAUCCAGUAACUUAUCCAAGGCCAUGUAGCUUUUAACAUCCUGCAACAGAACUCAAACUUGUCUUUAUAUUAAAACCCACACAUUCGUAUGGUAUAAGGACUUAUUAGAAGGCUUUUAAUGUCCACCUCUCCAAACUAUCUGAAUACUUUUCUUAAGGCAUUUAAGUUUCAAAAACUUUCAAGAGCUUCCUAAUACUACUUCAAGAAAUUCAUGCCCUCCUCAAUUUUGUCAUUACACAUCUCUUAGAGAACCAGCCAGUCAACUUACAUGAGAAACAUCAGGCACCUUCUGUGUACCUUAGCUCAAGGACAUUCUUAACUGGUGUAUACCUUCUCUCUCUCCCCUAAAAGGUCCCAGCUCCACUCUCAGACAUAAGGUCAUCCCCUCGGGCCCCCAACCCCUUAUCAAGUAGAUCUCAGGGAUCAUUUUCUCUCUAAUUUACACUUCUGUAAAAAGUACACAUACACACCAAAUACUUGUAUGUUUAAUAUUUUGGGUACCCCAUGCCCUAUACUCUGCAAUACUGAGUACUUUCUGACAGCAGGAUUCUUGAUUUCUCUGUCACCACACACACAUUCGUAUUUGACACUGUAUGUUACAGAGAUCAUUCAUGUAUAUCAUCUCAUUUGAUUCUCCCAAAGACCGUAACUUUUCAGAUGAAGGGAAGCUUAGUGAGGUUAAGUCUUCAUACAGCUUGAAAGCAGCAGAGUUAUGUCAAAACCCAAAUCUUAUGAUCCCCAAAUCCAGGUUUUUUCAAUAACACAAUGAUGGCAUCUAGUUUUCAGUAAUAACUACCUUAGCAGAAUGACACUUAAUGUUUGCUGCUGAUGAUCCAAAUAGAGGGAAGGAAAAAGCAAAAGCAGUCAAUGGGAUAAGAUGAGCAAAGGCUGUGAGGUACUCACCCGCAAGAAGACAGGAUUUGUGUUUGAAAAUGACCAUCAAUUCCCAACACUCUUACAUUUACCAUCCCAACCCCUAGAAAAUGUUCCUGUCUCUUAAAAGGGAUUAAGAAUGUGAGAACCAUGUAACUCAAAACCAAUGACACCCAAAAAGAGAAGAUCUGGAUCUAAAACUCUCAAUAUGAUCAUGUAUUCAUUUUUAAGCACCUACCAUGUGUUAGGCACAGGGAAGUCUGCAAGCUGUUUUCAAUUAAAAUAAAAAAUCCUAUUUACUACAUUAAAGACUCCCAUGUUUAACAUUUGUCACCAAAUUAGACCAGGGCCCUACAAUGAGAGAACUGGAAGGGGCCUUAGGGUACAUUAAGAUUAAAUACUUCAUUUCAGAGAUGAGAAAACAGACAUAGCGAGAACAAGAACAUUUCAAGGUCACAUUGCUAAGUAGAGGCAGAAGCAGUACUAGGACCCAGAUCUCCAUGCAAUGGUUUCUUCCAAGAUGCUAUGCAUAGGACAAGAGGAGCCAACCAAGGAGCAGAGUUUUCCAUUUUUUUCUCUCUCUAAGACCUUGUUGCUAGGACCGCAGUUUAAAAAAAAAAGAAAACAGAAAGAGAGAUGGGCGGAGAGAGUAAGAAGCAAGCAUAAGCAAGGAGCAAACUCAUAAUUCCAAGCACUUGGAGGCAGAAAGAGAGGGAAAAUGAGGGAGAGGACGGUGGAGAGGGGGAAAAAAAAGAUAAAUCUUAAAGCCUGUCAGCCCAGUAGAAGAAGUCAAUACUCAAACUUAAGUUCAGUGUCCGGGUAUCGUGAUAAAACGCCCAGAAACCUCAGUAAAUAGAAGGCCAAGGAGCAGUGUGGAAUCUGUACAGACAAGCAAGGGAAGUGGUCGUAGUGGGAAGUAGGGGCUGUUAACUUCGAGUAGCUGCUUUCAUUCCUUUGGGCUUGUUUUCCCCGUAGGUGAAAUGGGCCCCAUCAACCGUAACCCCUAGCACCAAGGAAAAUCGACAGCCGCGUUGAAAUGUAGGAAUCAUCAAGUUAUCCUAAGCUGUGGUGGCCGGCACGAAGGAACAGGUGAAGAAACAGAUGAAGAAACAAAAAAAAAAGGAAGUCAAAGGACUUUUCCCAAGAUUAAAGAUCAAGGAAAUGGCCUCCUCAGGAAUCUACAAGCUGGAUGAUGGGAAGCCUUACCUGAACAACUGCUUUCCAGCCAAAAAUCUGCUUCGGAUGCCGGAGCAAGGCCGAGGACACUGGUUAGUGGCUCGGAAAGGUAACCUCAAGAAGAAGCCCAAGGGUGUGGUUGAGGUACCGGCUGAAGGUCAAGAAAGCCAGAAGAAGAUUUCUUUUGAGGUCAAAGAGAAGAAAGGGUCUCGAUUGGAAAACCAAGUGGAUAUUCCUGUACACGUGCUGGACCGGGCUUUUCUGCUGAAGCACCACCAUGUGAGGAAGCCAUCAGACCUGUGCAACAUUAACGUGAGUGGUCUGAAGUUGUCCAAGGCUAAGGAAAAGGACUUCAAGCAUUUUCAUUCCGUGAUUUACAUCAAUGCCUCAGAAAACCUACUGCCUCUAGAGGCAUUUCACACGUUUCCAGCCUUAAAGGAACUGGAACUCGCAUUUAAUGGCAUCAAAACAGUCUACGUGGAAUAUGGAGACUUUAAGUUCUUGGAAUUUCUGGACCUUUCCUUCAACCGCCUGACUGGGGAGGCCAUCCGUGAUCUGGGGAUUCUGCCACACCUCCGAGUCCUGCUUCUCACAGGCAAUGGGCUCACCUCCCUGCCACCGAAUUUGGCUGUCGCAGAGCAGGAGGCAUCUGCAACAUCGCUGACAAGCAAGAGGUACAUCCUGAGGUUCCCAGCACUGGAGACACUGAUGCUGGAUGACAACAAACUUUCCAACCCCAAUUGCUUUGCCAGCCUGGCCGGGCUCAGGAGACUGAAGAAGUUAAGCCUGGACCAAAACAAGAUUUUCCGGAUCCCAUACCUGCAGCAAGUUCAGCUCAGAGACGGGUCGGGGGAUUGGGUUGGAGGCAGGGAGAGUCCUCGCAAAGGGUCCCAAUCCAUGCUGCAGCCUAAGUCGUGGAUGUUUGAAAACUCAAAUGAGCAACCGGAUUAUACCGUACUGCCCAUGAAAAAGGAUGUGGACCGGACAGAAGUUGUGUUCUCAUCUUACCCUGGAUUUUCAACAUCAGAGACAACCAAGGUAUGUGCACUUCCUCCCACAUUCGAGAUUCUUCCUGUGAAGUCACUGAAGGCCAGGAACCAGACACUGGCCCCACCCUUCCCAGAGCUGAGGUACCUUAGCCUGGCCUACAACAAGAUUGCGAAGGAAGACGCCCUCCUGCCGGUAGCUCUCUUCCCAUCUCUCUGUGAGCUCGUCUUUCAUAACAACCCCCUGGUGGCCCACACACGAGGGGUCCCUCCACUGCUCAAAAGCUUCCUCCAGGAGCGGCUAGGGAUCCACUUAAUUCGAAAGAAGACAGCGAAGGCUAAACAUCAUAUUUUGAUGCCUAGGAAGGACUCACGGAAGGUGAAAACCCAAAUCUUAAAGUUGCCAAAGCAGCCUCUGAUUCUCCAUCGCCUACCUGGAACCACAACCCAGUCUCCCUCAAAGGAGACACUAGGGUCAGAGCUGACUGAAGUGCGGCCUACUGCCAAAAGCACUUCUCAGGAGUCAGUGAUACCCGUGGAGGGCGUGCACGGCCCUUCCCUGCCCCACCGGACCUUUGUGCCACUUCCGCCCAUCUGCUCCGACUCCACUGUGCUUAGUGAAGAGACAACGUCCCGCCGAAGUGACACCGCUGGCCACCUCAGCCCGGAACACCUGUCAGAUGAGGACAUCAAGAGCACAGAAUCCAUCUUCUUGACCCAGGUGAGUGGGCUGCCUUCCUCCAUUCUCCAGAGGGAUGCUUCAGAGGUGGAGAAAAAACAAAGAUCACCCCUACCCCCAGCGCCCAGAGAGGUGAAGAGGACUCGGAGGAAGUUUCCAUCUGUUUCACUCCCCAGCAAGUACCAUGGCUACGAGGAGCUGCUGACAGCCAAGCCUGAUCCAACCUUCACUGAGCCGAAGGGAAUCCAGAAGAAUGCACAGGCCCUGCAGCACAUGCUGAAGCACCCGCGCCUUUACCACUCCUCCAAGCCCAAGAUGAACACUCUUCAGAAACACUAUGUUCCCAAAGAGAAACGGGCCCAGAGGAUGCCUGUUCCGCCUCCACGGAAGACUCGAGCCCAGCUUCUGGAUGACAUCCUCAUUCGCAUGCGGGACUCCCAGAACAUUACAGAGGCUCCGCUAGGAGCUGUCCUGAGUCAGCGGACAGAGCGGCGGCUGGUGAACCAGAAGCAGUACCUGGAGGCCAAGAGGCUGCUCAAGGAGUUUCGGGCGCGUUACCAGCAGCUGGUGCGCAGCUCGAUGCGGACAGUGUUCGGGGCCACAGCACCGCCUCUGGCCCGCCCAGCCCUGAGCGAGGCCCCACCUAAGUUCGGCCGUUUCCUCCAGUUCAUGGAUGAGUUCUGCCAGGAGCCCACAGCCAGUGACUCGAAAGGCUAGAGCUGUGUACAGGGCCACGUGCGUUGCGGGGCCUGCGCCCUGCGCCCUCCCCGAGGGCUCCGCACUCUCGACCAUGCCUCUGCCGCGGGCUGGUUGGGCUGGGUGUGGGCCUCAGAGCUCAGCUCAGCCUUGCUGGCUGGCCCCAGAGUGGGGAGCUUGUCAGGACCUCCCCUCCCCAGGCCCGGCAGGAUCCAGCGCCUGGCCCAGCUGCAAUAAAGAGUGGGUGCAGAGAGCAGGGUAGCCUAUGUUCUUUCUUGGAGCCUGGGCCAGGCUGUCACACUGGGAAAGAUCUCCGAGGUGAUGCGCAUCCUAGAGUCCUAUGGGAAACCUGCUUGAGUCACACAGUUGAGCGCUAGGAUAGAAAAGUUGAUGAAGCAGAGAAGCACCACAGGACCUAAGUAAGGCUCAGAGACAUUAACUCACCCACAGCCAAUAAAGCGUGUGUGUGUGUUGGAAGGGGGUGGAAAAAUAGACCAUCAAGCCCCGAAACGCUGCUUUUUCUGUUGGGCAGCUUUUUCCAUUGUGAGGGCAGAUGUGGGGAGGAGGAAGAGAGGACUGGGAAUUCCUUUAUCAGACAGCUAUGGCCACAAAGUUGGGACGAGCUGAGGAAAGGGCUUACAUGGAGUUUCCCAGGGUCCUCUAACCUAGGACAUGGACUGAAGUCCCAUAUGCAAACACAGUGGGCUGUGUGCCUCUGAAACAGACCCUGGGGCUGUGCAAGGUCAACCUGGGCUCACAGUACAUAAACUAGCUAUGGCCCAGGCAGCCUGCAGGGUUGCCCCCCUCUUGCGAGUGCCUACUAGUCAGCACCUGCUACAGAGGAGGAUCUGGAGGCCACUGGGGCUGAAUUCCAGAGAUGCGCAGAGGGGAUGGAUGCUGGGUAUGACCUAGUUACCUGGGCAACCCUUGUUCCUAAGGCUACUUUUCUGGAGGUGCCCACAGUUCAGAUCUGGAUAGCAGUUCCCAGAGUCUCCAGGAAGCAGUGCCACAAGGAUUAAGGAUCCUCAGCAAGACAUAAACUCCGACAACCUAAGUUGUAAUAAAGACGAUUAUAGAAAUUUAGUCUUAUAGCCACAGACCUAACAGGAGAAGCAUGGAGUAUAUGCUGUAUUUCAAGUGUGGGACUCUAUUAGACACAGAAUAUUUGCAUACGAUCAUACUCAACCACAUAGCCUCACACAUGUGGCCAGUUAAAUAUUUACCAUACUAGGCACAUUUGCAUUCAUACAGUCACAUAUAUAUCAAAUUACAAAGUCAGUCAUAUCUCACUCAUUCACACAGGCACCUGGACAGAUACGGGUAAUAAUAUUACCCACAGCACCACUCCUGUACACGGGCAUGUUGCUGACUCACCACCUUGGAUCUCCUGGGGCCAAAGACCCUUCCCCUGAUGUCAGGGAGGAGAAUCCACCCCAACAUUCACACUGUAAACCUCGCUAGGUUCCAGUUCUAAAGAAGUAGACUGCUUCCUUCAGCUAGAAACACUAACAAACCAUAGGCUCUCAGGCCUGAAAGGCUCCUGGAAACAUCUCCCAACCUCGAGGGAGGAAGCCUCUUGCAAACUCCACAAUAGAUCAUUUAACUCCUGCUUGCACAUCUAGUGUCAGGGAGCUCAUUCCUUCCAAAAGCUGUCCCCUACUUUGUUGAGAAAGCUAUAGAACAGUUCUAGUCAUUGGGCUAUCUAAGCCCUUUGUUUGUCCUAGCUCUGCUUUUUGGCCAAGAGUAUCUGCUUUCUCUGCCCAGCCAGGCCAACUGUUCACCGAUGUGAAAACAUCCUGAAGAGGCUACACUUAUCCAGGCCAGACACUCUUAACUUUCUCAGUUAUUCCACAUAGGAUACCAUCUGACUAAAUUGGUUGCCUUUCCUGGACUUGCCAAGUUUGGGGUUUUUCUCUCUACUCAUGAUAGCUAAGAUGCAGUACUCCAGCUGUGUCCAACAUAGCACAAAGCACCAUUGCCCCCUCCCUUCUCUGAAUAGGACAUUUUUAUAGAGCCAAACAUUUUAUUCGUCCUUUGCUCAUGCUUAAAACCAAUGGCAUUAUCCCUUUGGCUUUUAUUAAGCCUUUAUCAGCAGAUUACUAAUACCAGAACUGCUUUCCCUUUUUUAUACUUGAAGUUGAUCUUUGAUAUCCAAUGCAGGAUUUUCUACAUUUCAUCAUCUUAGCCUCCAGGCUGCCAAGAUCAUUUGCAUUCCUGAUAAUGAGCUUUCUCAUCUUAAGGAGAUUAUACACAGCUAUGGCUAAGGCGACUAGGAGCCAGUGCUGAGCAUACUCCCACAGGCACUACCUUGGCAUUCCUUUAAAACCACCACAUUCCUAUCAAGAAAAAAACAGCAUUCCAACCUGCCUGACGUUUUAAGGCAGGAUAUCAGACUGUCUACUCCCUCACCCUCCCAUACAGGUGAAUUGCUGCAUUUCUGGAAGCCAUACAAUCAUUUACCAGUUAUGUCCAAUUCUUUUGUAUCUCAGGAGUAAUCCAGACUGCGUCACAUUACUAGGGUUCAUUUUUUAACCCUCCCUCUCUUAUUUGCUGUAUAAUAUAGGUAGAGCAGCUCAUUUAACUUUACCCAUAGCAUCAAUGGGGUUUUCAAUCUCUACGGGUCCUUUUGGUGUUAAAAACACAUUUUGAGGCCUCAGUUGCUUGGUUUCCUGAGUUUUGUGCUUUUGAAGAGACAUGACCUAAUCCGCAUCUCAACAAAGCCUCAA
Messenger RNA from Pteropus alecto (black flying fox), 9186 nucleotides. RefSeq names its product X-ray radiation resistance associated 1 (gene XRRA1). Gene Ontology annotation, molecular function: protein binding. Lineage: Eukaryota; Metazoa; Chordata; Mammalia; Chiroptera; Pteropodidae. The record is from RefSeq and is a predicted model, not a curated record. Gene Ontology annotation, cellular component: nucleus. The transcript has 19 exons. The coding region runs from base 4025 to 6481 and encodes 818 amino acids.